AUGACUUCAAUCAACGUCUGCAAGAACCGAAGCCGCUCAAACUCAACCAUGGAAGUGCCAGACGACGAGCGACGCCAAUCCACCGACAAUCUGCGCCGCUCGACAACCACUGCCAAAACAACCACUGCCAAAACCAUCGAUCCCGCCGAGAACGCAAAGUACUGCUCCUUCUACAGGCGCCUCAGCCGGGAAGUCAACGAGAAGAUUCAAGAAGCCGCGUACAACGACGAUGUCACAGUGGAGCAAGUGAAGCAAGAGUCGAAGAGGAAGACCCCUCCGCCGGUCUUGGAUGGACCGGAAUUGCACGAUUUCAGAAAGUUCAGGAAGGAGGACUUUGAGAAGUUCAAGGCUUCGAAGCAGGUGUAUAAGGGCGCGGAGGUCGUGACCAAGAAAUGGGAGUAG
This is a messenger RNA of Zymoseptoria tritici IPO323, 402 nucleotides long. RefSeq lists its product as uncharacterized. The record is from RefSeq and is a predicted model, not a curated record. Lineage: Eukaryota; Fungi; Ascomycota; Dothideomycetes; Mycosphaerellales; Mycosphaerellaceae. The transcript has a single exon. Bases 1 to 402 code for a protein of 133 amino acids.